GGCAGAGGAAGCAGAACUGUCACAAGAGCAGGAGUGCUGAGCUAAAGCACUUCUGAAAGGAAGCCCCAGUAAAAAUCGUGUCAUUCUGCAAACUUCCUCUGAGAAAGAUCGCAACCAGAUAAAGCAGGGGCAGUUUUCUUGCCUGGUAAGAGAAGGCAGUGGCAUAAUGAGGAAGCAGCUUAUCACCCACCUUAUAGGCUUUUGCUGGUUCGUCUGCUUCAAGGGGACUCAGCAUGUCUCCAGCGCUCUGAACAGGUGCGACGAUCCAAUGCUGUGCCCUGAUCACGCAACGUGCACCAGUACUCUCCAGGGCUACUACUGCACCUGCCGACCUGGGUUCAUAUCCACUUCAGGGGCCACGAAGUUCACUGAUCCAGCCGUCCAUUGCAACGCUGACAGGUGUACGGAUUCAUCUGUCUGUCCUGCUUAUGCAACCUGUGACAACAUCGCCGGGAGCUACCACUGUACCUGCAAACGUGGGUUUGCAUCUAGCUCUGGGGAGCGGCACUUCACUGAUGCGACAGUGACAUGCAACGAUCUUGACGAAUGCUCCCGGGACCCAUCGCCCUGCGGCCCCAACUCCAUCUGCACCAACAAAAGGGGCAGUUACACCUGCAAGUGUCCCCCAGGCUAUCUCCGCAGCAGACAGGCUGGCAUCCCCUUCAGCUGCGCAGAUGUGGAUGAAUGUGCCCAAACCCCUCCAAUCUGCGGGCCCAGUGCCUCCUGCAUGAACACACCUGGGAGCUACACCUGCCAGUGCUCACCCGGGCACCAUCCAUCCACGGCUGGGCCUUGGAUACCCGGAACAACCCGCUGCACAGAUAUUGAUGAGUGUCUGGAUCUGGCAUCAUGCCCUGCACACGCCACCUGCACCAACACCCCAGGAAGCCACUACUGCACCUGCAAUACCGGCUUUGCAUCCAGUUCUGGGGAGCAGCGCUUCACUGACCCAGCAGUGCAGUGCAACGAUCUUGACGAAUGCUCCCAGGAACCAUCGCCCUGUGGCCCCAGCUCCAUCUGCACCAACACACUGGGCAGUUACACCUGCACGUGUCCCCCAGGCUACCUCCCCUACAUCCAGGCUGGCAUCCCCUUCAGCUGCAUAGAUGUGGAUGAAUGUGCCCAAACCCCUGCAAUCUGCGGGCCCAAUGCCUCCUGCAUGAACACACCUGGGAGCUACACCUGCCAGUGCUCACCCGGGCACCAUCUAUCCACGCCAGGGCCUUGGGUACCUGGAACAACCCGCUGCACAGAUCUUAACGAAUGCUCCCGGGACCCAUCGCCCUGCGGCCCCAACUCCAUCUGCACCAACACAGGGGGCAGUUACACCUGCACAUGUCCCCCAGGCUACCUCCCCCACAGCCAGGCUGGCAUCCCCUUCAGCUGCGCAGAUGUGGAUGAAUGUGCCCAAACCCCUCCAAUCUGCGGGCCCAAUGCCUCCUGCAUGAACACACCUGGGAGCUACACCUGCCAGUGCUCACCCAGGCACCAUCCAUCCACGGCUGGGCCUUGGGUACCCGGAACAACCCGCUGCACAGAUAUGGAUGAGUGUCUGGAUCUGGCAUCGUGCCCUGCGCAUGCCAUCUGCACCAACACCCCAGGAAGCCACUACUGCACCUGCAAUACCGGCUUUGCAUCCAGUUCUGGGAAGCAGCGCUUCACUGACCAAGCAGCGCAGUGCAACGAUCUUGACGAAUGCUCCCGGGACCCAUCGCCCUGCGGCCCCAGCUCCAUCUGCACCAACACAUUGGGCAGUUACACCUGCACGUGUCCCCCAGGCUACCUCCCCUACAUCCAGGCUGGCAUCCCGUUCAGCUGCGCAGAUGUGGAUGAAUGUGCCCAAACCCCUGCAAUCUGCGGGCCCAAUGCCUCCUGCAUGAACACACCUGGGAGCUACACCUGCCAGUGCUCACCCGGGCACCAUCCAUCCACGGAUGGGCCUUGGGUACCCGGAACAACCCGCUGCACAGAUAUGGAUGAGUGUCUGGAUCUGGCAUCGUGCCCUGCGCAUGCCAUCUGCACCAACACCCCAGGAAGCCACUACUGCACCUGCAAUACCGGCUUUGCAUCCAGUUCUGGGGAGCAGCGCUUCACUGACCAAGCAGCGCAGUGCAACGAUCUUGAUGAAUGCUCCCGGGACCCAUCGCCCUGUGGCCCCAGCUCCAUCUGCACCAACACAUUGGGCAGUUACACCUGCACGUGUCCCCCAGGCUACCUUCCCCGCAGCCAGGCUGGCAUCCUGUUCAGCUGCGCAGAUGUGGAUGAAUGUGCCCAAACCCCUGCAAUCUGCGGGCCCAGUGCCUCCUGCAUGAACACACCUGGGAGCUACAACUGCCAGUGCUCACCCGGGCACCAUCCAUCCACGCCAGGGCCUUGGGUACCUGGAACAACCCGCUGCACAGAUCUUGACGAAUGCUCCCGGGACCCAUCGCCCUGCGGCCCCAACUCCAUCUGCACCAACACAUUGGGCAGUUACGCCUGCACGUGUCCCCCAGGCUACCUCCCCCACAGCCAGCCUGGCAUCCGGUUCAGCUGCGCAGAUGUGGAUGAAUGUGCCCAAAUCCCUGCAAUCUGUGGGCCCAAUGCCUCCUGCAUGAACAUACCUGGGAGCUACACCUGCCAGUGCUCACCCGGGCACCAUCCAUCCACGCCAGGGCCUUGGGUACCCGGAACAACCCACUGCACAGAUAUGGAUGAGUGUCUGGAUCUGGCAUCAUGCCCUGCGCACGCCACCUGCACCAACACCCCAGGAAGCCACUACUGCACCUGCAAUACCGGCUUUGCAUCCAGUUCAGGGGAGCAGCGCUUCACUGACCAAGCAGCGCAGUGCAACGAUCUGGACGAAUGCUCCCGGGACCCAUCGCUCUGUGGCCCCAGCUCCAUCUGCACCAACACAUUGGGCAGUUACACCUGCACGUGUCCCCCAGGCUACCUCCCCCACAGCCAGCCUGGCAUCCGGUUCAGCUGUGCAGAUGUGGAUGAAUGUGCCCAAACCCCUGCAAUCUGCGGGCCCAAUGCCUCCUGCAUGAACACACCUGGGAGCUACAACUGCCAGUGCUCAGCCGGGCACCAUCCAUCCAUGCCAGGACCUUGGGUACCUGGAACAACCCGUUGCACAGAUAUGGAUGAGUGUCUGGAUCUGGCAUCGUGCCCUGCGCAUGCCAUCUGCACCAACACCCCAGGAAGCCACUACUGCACCUGCAAUACCGGCUUUGCAUCCAGUUCUGGGGAGCAGCGCUUCACUGACCACGCAGCGCAGUGCAACGAUCUGGACGAAUGCUCCCGGGACCCAUCGCCCUGUGGCCCCAGCUCCAUCUGCACCAACACAUUGGGCAGUUACACCUGCACGUGUCCCCCAGGCUACCUUCCCCGCAGCCAGGCUGGCAUCCCGUUCAGCUGCGCAGAUGUGGAUGAAUGUGCCCAAACUCCUGCAAUCUGCGGGCCCAGUGCCUCCUGCAUGAACACACCUGGGAGCUACACCUGCCAGUGCUCACCCGGGCACCAUCCGUCCAUGCCAGGGCCUUGGGUACCCGGAACAACCCGCUGCACAGAGGUCGCUUCAAACGAUCUGGUGAGGAAUUGUAAGAACCGAGGGCUGGAUGCGGCUCACAGCUCAUCCCCAAACAAUGAUGCAUUCUGCAUGUUAUUGGCCUCCACCUUCAGCGUCUUGGGAGACCCCAACGAAAGGAAGAACUCCACCAUCUCUCUGGAGAAAGCCGCUGAGGGAUUUGCCUCUAUCCUGGAUCAGACGCCCUCCUGGUCCAACCUGAGCACGGAGCAGGUCUCCACCAUGGCCACCGUCUUCCUGGAGAACGUGGAGAAUGUUGUGCUGGACGUCCUCAAGAACCCCACUGGGAACGGGAGCCAGACCAUCCAGAUGAAACAACUGGAUCUCCAGACCAAAGUCAUUGAGGACAGCUGCCCCAGAAAGGACUCAGUCGUCAGCCUGGAAGUCAAAGGGGAGACCAUGAAGAUUAGCUGCAGAACGAUCCAGGGAACAGUGGCACAAGCCCGGGCUGGAGUAGCGUUUGCCUCCUAUGUGGGCAUGGAGUCCAUCCUGAAUGGCAGCUUCUUCCAUGGCCAAAGGGCCACCUCUGACUGGCCAGUUCGGAUAAAUUCCAGGGUGGUGAGUGCCUUCCUGACCAGCCAGGCCAAGACUGAUUUCCCGGAUCCGAUCAACUACACCUUCCAGACCAUCAUGCCAAGCAGCAGCCCCGACAAGCUCAUCUGCGUCUCAUGGGAGGCCACAGACCGGCGUGGCAGCUGGUCUCGGGCAGGGUGCAGGGUCGUGCGCAGCAAUGCCAGUCACACCACGUGCAGCUGCAAUCGGAUCUCCAACCUGGCUGUCCUCAUGGCAUCGGGGGAGAUAACGGCAGGCUUCCCACUGUUCCUCAUCUCCCACGUUGGGCUGGCCCUGUCCCUGCUGUGCCUCUUCCUCGCCAUCCUCACCUUCCUCCUGUGCCGCUCCAUCCGCAACGUGAACACCUCCAUCCACCUGCAGCUCUGCCUCUGCCUCUUCCUGGCCGACCUGCUCUUCCUCACCGCGGUGGACAGCCCCAGCCAUCAGCUGGCCUGCGCCAUCAUUGCUGGCCUCCUGCACUACCUCUUCCUGGCCUGCUUCGCCUGGAUGUUCCUGGAGGCCGUGGUGCUCUUCCUCACCGUCCGCAACCUCGGGGUCGUCAACUACUUCAGCACCCACAGCCCCAAGAUGUGGCACCUGAGCCUCUUCGGCUACAGCUUCCCCGCCCUGGUGGUGGCCGUCUCGGCAACCGUUAUGCCGGAGGGCUACGGCAGGCAGGAAAACUGCUGGCUCAGCAUGGAGAAGGGGUUCAUUUGGAGUUUCCUGGGGCCAGUGUGUGUCAUCAUCGGGAUGAAUUCCGUCCUUUUUGCCUUAACCCUCUGGAUGCUGCAGAGAAAGCUUUUCAGCCUCAACAGUGAAGUGUCCACCCUUAAGAACACCAGGCUACUGACCUUUAAAGCCAUUGCCCAAGUCUUCAUUCUGGGCUGCACGUGGAUUUUCGGUCUCCUUCAAGUCGGCCCAGCCGCCACAGUCAUGGCGUAUUUAUUCACCAUCGUCAACAGCCUGCAGGGAGCCUUCAUCUUCCUGGUGCACUGUCUCCUCAAUCGCCAGGUGCGGGAGGAGUAUAAGAGACGAUUCACCUGCAAACCUAAGUCCUACAUUUCCGAUGUUUCCAUGUCUACUUUAGCCACCAGCAGCAAAGCGGGCUGACGUUCCGGCCGGGAGGCAGGAGACGCCAUCGCGCCACAGGAGAAGGAAGAGCUUUUAUCGCAGAACUUGAAUCUGCCUUCUUUAAAGUGCUUGCAGGAUCAGAACUUCGAAACCCACCUGCCAGCUGGAGUGUGAUCCCGGGGUUAAAUCAGCGGGCUGGGAAGGGGAGAGGGGUGUGAGGAUUAGAGCUGGGGGUGCUGGCAGUCAGGACUCCUGGGUUCUUCUAUCCCUGGCUGUGGGGUCUAGUGGUUAGAACAAGUUGGAUUCCCUAGGCAUGGGCCAGUAGCACCUAUAGUUUUAAUCCAGCUAAAGCUUAAUCCGCUGCUGCUUUUUAGAGAUUCCCUUUCUCCUUAUUUAUCGUUCCCCCCCUGCCCCCCAAUCCUUCAGUCCCCUGAAAUCUGAGCAGAUUUCGCAUGUCUGCGGCAUUUCAAUACUGUACAAUGAGUUUGAUUUUGAA
Molecule: messenger RNA, 5687 nt
Organism: Gopherus evgoodei (Goodes thornscrub tortoise)
Lineage: Eukaryota; Metazoa; Chordata; Testudines; Testudinidae
Product: adhesion G protein-coupled receptor E1-like
Exons: 38
Coding region: 167-5230 (1687 amino acids)
Biological process (GO): G protein-coupled receptor signaling pathway; cell surface receptor signaling pathway
Cellular component (GO): membrane
Molecular function (GO): calcium ion binding; G protein-coupled receptor activity
Source: RefSeq, a predicted model, not a curated record